Aptenodytes forsteri (emperor penguin) is the source of this 362-nucleotide messenger RNA. RefSeq names its product histone H4. The transcript has a single exon. Gene Ontology annotation, biological process: nucleosome assembly. The record is from RefSeq and is a predicted model, not a curated record. NCBI's taxonomy places the organism in Eukaryota, Metazoa, Chordata, Aves, Sphenisciformes, Spheniscidae. Gene Ontology annotation, molecular function: DNA binding; protein heterodimerization activity; structural constituent of chromatin. Bases 5 to 316 code for a protein of 103 amino acids.
CGGCAUGUCCAGCAGAGGCAAGGGCGGGAAGGGGCUCAGCAAGGGGGGCGCCAAGCACCACCGCAAGGUGCUGCACGACAACAUCCAGGGCAUCACCAAGCCAGCCAUCCACUGCCUGGCUCGGCGCGGCGACGUGAAGCGCAUCUCGGGGCUCAUCUACGAGGAGACGCGCGGCAUGCUGAAGGUCUUCCUGGAGAACAUGAUCCGCGACGCCGUCACCUACACCGAGCACACCAAGAGGAAGACAGUCACGGCCAUGGACAUGGUCUACGCCCUCAAGCGCCAGGGACGCACCCUCUACGGCUUCGGCGGCUAAAGCUUUCCGCCCCCGGACCAUCUCGAGAACCCAAAGGCUCUUCUAA